AUGGAUUUAUACCAGAACAGGCAUCGCCGACGACACUGCCGCCAUGAAGCUGACGAUGAGUACUUUCAGCGACGGGCUGCGGCUCGAGAUCUCCCACCGUGUGGCCAUGCUUCACCUUGUAGAGUUUCACUGUGCCGUGUCAGUCAUGGUCCUCUCAACCCUCUGACCACGCCGUCCAGUCCAGCGUCGAGGUUUGCCGUAUGUGAUCCCUGUUCUUGCAGCACCAGUGCUUUUCCUUCUCAAGCACAGUCUCAACCAGUAGUACCUCUAGCUCCGCCUCUGCCUCCUCGACACCAUCAGCUCCACCCCGGGCACAUGUCAGUUACCCAGCAGCCACAGCCUUUAGCCCUGACCGUACCCUUCCGACAGCUACCACCGCCCUACAUGGCACCACCUCCACCACAGCCACCACCACCAGCUUCUCAGGGCAUGGAUGGCCACCAUCCACAUAACAUCAUCCACCCGACAUUUCUAAACGGCGCAGCUGGAACAUCCGUGGUCCCUCCUCACCCGUACUGCGAUCGGGCUCACACUCAAGGUCAUGACCUGCGGCGUAUGUAUCCUUGGACAGAAAUAAUGCCGUGGCCAAGACCGUCAGCUCAUCGUCCUGUUCCCCAGCCACUAGACAGAUCUCUAAUGUUUGACUUAGAGUAUGUUCCACCGUACCGCCCUAUGGUGACACCCAGGGGCUACAUUUUAGCGCGGAAUCACACGGCUUUUGACAUGUUGCAGUGUAGUGUGAUGGGCGCAACACAGGAGACCAUAGAGCGCAAUACGCUACCCCACAAAUACAAGAAGGUGGAGACCUCAUCAGCUGGCGAUGCAGACAAGGACAGCAAUAAUCACCAGGAGAAAUGCACAAUUUGUCUCAGUGAAUUUGAAACUGGGGAAGAUGUGAGGCGCCUCCCUUGCAUGCACCUGUUUCACAGUGAAUGUGUUGACCAGUGGCUUUCCACCAACAAGAAAUGCCCUAUAUGCCGAGUGGACAUAGAAGCAGGAGCUAAGAGCACUAUGGUUCUAGGGAAUGGCCCUGUCAUGUGA
Messenger RNA from Candidula unifasciata, 1041 nucleotides. The record is from the annotation of a GenBank genome assembly. NCBI's taxonomy places the organism in Eukaryota, Metazoa, Mollusca, Gastropoda, Stylommatophora, Geomitridae.